GGAAAACUCUAAUUUGGAGCUCGGCCCUGACCAAUAACGUCAAGUCUUCUUACUAUAGCAACUCCUCUAAUUAAACUGCAUUGUGUGGAGCUCAUUAACAAUUCCUGUAACUCUGGAAACAUAUAGAAGGAGACGGCUCUACAGUGUUUGCCUACUUUUUAAUGUAUGCUUCUCGCUCGCUGGUCGUGAAACAGUGCAAUUCUCCGAGCUUGCUUACCGUGAGAUUUCGGGGCUUGAGAACUGGUCUAGCGCGAUUUAAGUCACGUUUUGAGCGCCUACAACCUACAUUACUCCUAAGAGCUCGUUAUGUUAUCAGUAUGUUUCUGCUUCCGAUCGGAUCGCCGAAUAUUCAAAAGACAUAAUGGCUGCCAAAUAUAACUCGCCCUGCUCUAGCGUGUUCCACCAACUAGGGAAAUAAUAAGAGCUCCUCCUCAAUCUUACAAUGGGAAGCGGUAUUUCAAAAAAACAAAGCGAAACACCGGCUGAAAAAAAGAAGAAAGGAAAGAAGACUUUCCAGUUGAAAUGCUUGACGGAGCACACUGGCGGAAUAAAUGCAAUGUGUUUGAGCCCCGAUGGAAACACUCUCAUCACAGUUUCUGAAGACAAAACCGGUCGACUGUGGGACACAAAGACUGAUGAGUGUGUAGGACUGCUUCAGGGACAUGUGAUGUACAUCAAAGACGUUUGUGUCUCGGAAAGGUACAUCUUCACUUGCUCCGCCGACAAGACCGUUCGUAAGUGGAACUUGGAAAGCGGAGUGUUAAUAAAGGUAUUCACGGGGCAUCAGUCGACAGUGAACCAAGUCAUCUGCUCGGGAGAUUUAGUGUUUUCGUGCUCUUACGACAAGACAAUUAAGUGCUGGCACGCCGAUACGGGUGAAUGCCUUCGAACUUUUCGCGGGCACAGACUAUCUGUGAAUACGCUUCUUCUUGUUUCGCAGUCAUAUAGAAGAGCGGAGUUUGCGGCUGUUGAUAUGGAAAACAACGAUGAUAUUCUCGUUUCGGGCUCUGUGGAUGGUACAGCAAAGAGCUGGGGAAUGAACGAAAACGAAUGUAGGACGACUUUUAAAGGACAUCAAGCCGCGGUAACUUGCUUAGCGGUAGAUGGAAAAGGAAAGACUUUAUUUACAGGUUCUGCUGACACAACGAUUCGCUCAUGGGAUCUUGCAACUGGGGCUCCUUUUAAAACUUUCACAGGCCAUCAAGGUGCGAUGAUUCAAAUCCAGGUACGUAUGUUAAAAUUACAAACUGUAACAUUCUUAAUUUCAUAAAAACUCGGUUAUUUCCCUAUGAAACGCUUGUCCUAAAUGAAAUGAAUAUCAAAAAUGAAUCGAAGAAACUUCUCCGAAAUUAUUUAGCAUCGAAUCCGCGAGAAUCGAAUUGUCAUCAUUCUGAAAGGUUCUUUGGAACUUAGACAGCCGUUUUAAGCCCAUAACACGCGAAUUGAUCCCUUAAAUAACACGGGAUGAUAUUACGUUUGCCUUCGAAGGAUAAACGUUUUGUUAUUUUGUAUUCUUAUGCACCAUUGGAGCGGUGCGCUAACCUAUGCUAUUUAUAGCGUUUAAUUUUCCUCAAUAAUUGUUUUUCUUGCCGUGUCGAUUUUCUUUCAUGCUUAUCUCCUGUCUAGUUCAAAAUCGUACCUCUAACGUUAACUUUUCGUUUGAUCUCCCCAGUAGAACAUUUGUAGCUUAUCACUACUUUGACUUGUUAAAUUGAAUUCUCCGUCAAAUUUUGGGUAAUGACUUUAUCUCCUGUCUAGUUCAAAAUCGUACCUCUAACGUUAACUUUUCGUUUGAUCUCCCCAGUAGAACAUUUGUAGCUUAUCACUACUUUGACUUGUUAAAUUGAAUUCUCCGUCAAAUUUUGGGUAAUGACGUUUCUUUUCGUCUCGACUCUAUUCGCCUACUCUCUACAGCUGUCGUUAUGCUACCUUGUUCGAAAUAUAAUUACAUCAUGAGCUUUUUUUCUUUCUGUUAGAAAAUAUGGCCUUUAGCACAGACGGCAGGUCUCAACUAGUCCCGAAUCACUUGUUUGCCGAAAUUGUUGUUGUUGUUCCAAAUUUUAAAAUAGCUUUUAGCCAUAGGUUUCAAAUUCUGUUUACUUGACUUCUAAUAGUGGCGACACUAAUAACUUUGUUUUAGUUUUGGUUUUGCGGUAUCUUUUCAUUUUGUUUUAAAGAUAUAAUAUGAUGCAUUUCUUUAUACAUUACCUAAUUAAUUUUGGCUAAAAAAGAGUGGUUGCCGCGGAAACAAGAAUAAAACCAGUCACUCAUAAUGGUAUGACGACAGUAGGUACCUGUCUCACUGCAAACUGUGGUUGUUAAAUGUUAUACAUCGGCAUACAAUUUACACCUCAAGAUAUCUUUUGCACCGAAAGAAAUAAAAAGGGAACAGAAGAUGAAAAAAGAAAAAGAAAAACGUUUCUAUUUUUGAUACUGCUCCAAUGUGUUUACAAGAUUCCUUAAUUAUCGAUCUUGCCUUGAAACCUCAGCUGUUUACAUGAGUGGCUUUCAGAACUGCAUGUUCGUUUUGAAAUUUCUAAAUCGAAACGGAAAUUUAAAGCUGAAGCCAUCUUUUAGCGACUAAAUUGAUAGAAUCGCGUAUGCAUCUCUUCGUUACAACCUGAGUUGAUUCCCCUGAAGUUAGGAAAUUCUAUUUGACGUCUUUGUAUCCAUACACUUCACUUAACAACAAUCUUCACCUACACUAAAAAGGCAAUUAUUUUUGUCAGUCUCUUCUAUAGACUCUUUUUUUAAAUGGGUACUUUUAGCUCUCAGUCAUUGGUUAUUUAGGCCAAAUUGACUCCUAGAAUGUAAUUUUUAAUCAAAGAACUCAAAACGAUGUAAAUCCACAAAUUAAUAACGAUAGCUGAUUGGAGUUUCCUUGUUAAUAAAUUGUCCCUGCGAAAGACAGUUGUCUCCACACUUCGUAAUUUACUUAUGACCAACUAAAGCUGCUCUUGUUUGAUGUAUUUCACAUUUCUGUUAUGUAAAUGAGAAGAGAGUCUUAGCUGAGUUAAAUAUUCAACAAUUUAAGGUUUUCAGUUCAAAAGCAAAAACGUAAUUUCCUCCUAUUUAAACAAUGCAAUAAGGGUUUUGAAUUCCAUGCUUCGAGGAUUUGAAGCAUGUUAAUUUAUGGUAUCAUUAACAGAAAAAUAUGUAUAAUUCUUAAUCUAGUUGAUAAAUUCCUUAUUCAAAUAAAUUGAUACCACCCAUCAGUUUGACAUUGUAUUUGGAAAACAUCAGUAGAAAAUAGAUGUUUAUCACCACAGGAAAUUAGGGAACCAUAAACACCACAGACCACAGAACUUUAAGCUGAUUCAAAUUGAAGUUUGCAAACAAUUCUUUACAACCUAACAAACUGAAAUUUGGAAUUUUACUCAGAAUAAUAGUAGAACCCCUAAAAGAAAAAAGUGGCCACUGUAGACAGGUUAAACAAGAGUGAAAGUUUUAGUUGCACUGAGAUUGAGAGAAAGCGUUCAUUGCAUAAGUUAGUCAUUGUGUUAAAACCAAGAGUUAAUGUACAGCUCUAUCUCCCACACCAGAAAGAAGAAAGUGGGCAUUGAAGAGAGGUUAAAAUAACAAUGUGUUCCUAAAUUUAUAUUUAUUUAUUUCUAAACUUCACCAAGAGGCCUGGAUCACUCAUAGAGCAAGUUCUGCUAUGAGGUUCAUGCAUACAUAUGAUCAUCACAGUGGUAAUUGCAAUUUAAGAAAUUGCAAUUUAAGCAAUGGCAAAUUAACGUGAAAAUUUCGGGACUUCAACAGGAUUGGAACCCAUAGCCUCUGCAUUAGCGCUGCAGUGCUCUACCAACUGAGCUAUGAAGACCCAUACAUUGGGAGCCGACCAAUUUGUUGAGUUCAUCUUAACCCAUGAACAUCCAUGUUGUUAAGCACCCACUUUGCGCCAGUACAAUGAAAAGGGGUAAAAAAUUUUGAUGGGCAGAAUUGAUUACAGUUCUUCUGUAAUUUGAAUUCCCCUACAACCUUCGCUAGCCAAUUGGGCAGGUUUAGAACAGAAUUUACCAGCCCAAUAGCAAAAUCCACUAGCCCUGGGCUAUUAGACACUACUUUCAUUGCACGCUGCGAUGUAUGACUGCGUUGUUUUUAACUCACCAGGUAGUCAAUAAGCUCAUGUACUCCUGCAAUGCAGAUCAUACAGCAAAGUGUUGGGUGGUUGAGUUUGGUGACUGUACACGCACGUAUAAAGGACACAAACACACAGUCAUUGUUAUGAGUUUCCAGGAUGGCAUCUGUAAGUAAAUAAAAAAGAGUUUACACAUAAGCAUAACAAUUAUCGGACUACAACUUGGUAAUGUUUUUUAUCCAGAGCAUGAUGUUUGAAGUGCUUUACAGUGUGACAACAGUGCAUGUUAGCAGAACCCUAUUCUAUGCAACAAAGAGGAGCACUAAAUCUUAAAGUUCAGACAGAUAUAAAAACAUGGAACUUUUUUAACAAGGUUGAUGAAUACAGCCAAAUCUCCUGUACACAACCAGGGCUCUACUCCACCCUUUUGUCAUUCCCCCGCCCUCCGCCCAAAAAAAUGCGAAAAGCCUUGGGAAGGUGGCCACUUAUGAGAGUCGACAAGCAGCUUCUGCCAUCAGAUCUGACACAUCUGGCCCCGCUUGUUUAAAAGGUGGAUAAAUCUCUAUCCACUGGAUAGCGCAAUUGGUUUUCCUAAUACUUAAUACCUGCUGAGCAGUGAUCUAUCUGGUAGACAGCAAUAUCCAACAUUUGCACAACCCCGGUCUGGACAUUAUUUGACACUGACUGCCGCUAUUUGCAACUCUGAAACAGUGUCCAUUGAGAUUUACCACCACAGGACACUUCAGUGAUCUAUCUGGUAGACAGCAAUAUCCAACAUUUGCACAACCCCGGUCUGGACAUUAUUUGACAGUGACUGCCGCUAUUUGCAACUCUGAAACAGUGUCCAUUGAGAUUUACCAUCACAGGACACUGCACACUUCCAGAGGUUAACCAAGGUAGAAGCAAUACACAAUGUACAUCGCCCCCCCACCACCACCACCAAAAAGAGAACAGGUUUUGUCACACAAUAAAAUCACACCCUUAAGGGAGGGGAGAUGGAUUAUUAUUAUUUGAAGGUAAAGAUCACUUACUGAUAUUAUGUAUGUAGUGAGCAUUUCAGCAUUGUUUCAAAUUUCACAUUUUCACUCAUGGUGAUGUUUAUUUAGGCCAAAAAGCAUUCUUUCCCUGAUAGAAGUAAUGUCUAGUCAAUGGUUACAAAACUAACGCAGUUCCAAUUAGACCUAAAGAAGCUCACAUUUAGAGUAUUUUAUUUUUUUGUCUAGGUAAUAGGGUACCCAAUAACCAAACUUUAUUGUCUCUCCUUUUUUAUAAUAACAAAAAUGUGCUAACGUUAAUUAUUAAUGUCAGUCCAUCCUUUUAACCAGAUUAGUUUCUGUCUUAGCAUAGUAAAAUGUGUCACAUUAUAUUCAUGAACCACCCCCACAUUAUAUUAGCAAAGAAGUUCUAAUUUGGCCAUAAUGGCUCUUGAGUAAAAAUGUCCAAAUUUGAGAUAAACAAAUACGCCAUUAGGCUCCCAGGCUUUUAAGUAGAGACCAGUACUUAUUUAAAACUUGACAAACUGCCACACAACGUCAAAUAAACAUUAACACUUACUAAUCAAAAUGAAAGACAAUGUCAUCUGCAACACAUAUUGUUCAUGAUUAUAUUCCUUAAUGGAAUCAUGUGAAAUUUGUUUGAUUUAGCUUUUAUUUUCAUGCCAACCUCAUUUACAGCUGUAUCUCUCAACUAAGAGCUACAUUAUGUACAGUCUGUACACAAUGAAAGGGGUUUUAAAAAACAUCUUUUUAAGGUAUAAGAGAUGCCUUAAGGCCAGUAAUUGGAGCAAGCCUAUGAAAUCAUUGAUAUCUGAAAUAAACUGUCAAAUAGUUCGCAAAAAAAAUUCCCAAAAGUAAAGCAUUUGCAUUCAACAGAUGCAGAAAAAAUAAAGGCCAUGGUCCAUACCCAAGAUCACAAUUUUUUUGAAAAACUGAUAACCACAGGGAUGAAACCUGGCUUGAUCCUCUCUGUUGUUGACAGUUUCAUGUACUGCAAGUUAAGUUACAUCAGAGCCAAAUUUAUCCCAACAUAAUGCCUGAUCGCUUUGAUCAUUCUUAAUCUGUUCUAUGGCCGUAAAAAUGCUUCAGGGGGAAUCAUAAAAUAUUGAAAUAAACAGUAGUCAGGGCAAGGUUUUAAAAAGCCGGUCUGUUACAAGGAGUAACCAGUUGAAUUUAUCCCUUAAAUUUUUUUCUGUGUUUGUAAAGUUUGACUAAUUUAGAAACUUUGAGUAGCAAGUUGAUUUUACUACAGUGGCCUGCUGAAAAAGCCAGCUUCUGGCUACUAAUAACAUCCCUGAGUAAUACACACAAACACAUAUUAUAAGGAUGAACAAAAUAAUAAUCCUUGCAAAUUCUACAUUCUCAUCAAUAUUUUAUCUUUUAGUGUUUACAGCAAGUGGUGAUAAAUCUAUAAAAGCCUUUGAAUCAAAAUCUGGAACAUGCAAGAGGACAUUUACAGGCCAUGAGGGUGCAAUAAAUUGUAUUCUGGUAAGUUCAGAUUAUCAUUGCCAGGAUGCAUCACGCAAAUAUUGUUGAAUGGUAAAUGCAUAAUUUUUCAAAGGUAUUUGUUUAACGAUUAGAGUGUCAAUGCCCCCAGUAGGGUUUUAUGUUUGUGAGUUUUCACCAGAGGUACUUCACUGUCCAAAAACUGACCAAACACUUGGGUUUAAUAACUGCUAAUAACACUUUAGGAACUGUCCAAAAUAGAGCUUCAGUGUUUAACUUGGGAAUUUAGGCAAGCUUAACCCUUUAAGCCCUAAGAGUGGUCAGCAAUUUCUUCUUGCAAUAUCAAUGCUUUUUAAAACAGAGUGGUCAUGAGAAUUACAGACAUGAUGACACAAGAAGAAUUUGCUUGAUAUUUUAUCAAUUUCUCCCCACUACCUCUGUAGGAAAUGAAUAGGGGCAACAAAUGAGAAUUCAAAUUUUGAUCUAAGGGUUUAAAGGGUUAAACAUGAGACAAUGCUGGCCAGUGGUCUCCAACACCAAUCGCACAUGGAGGCCAUGCCAGGGGGAGGGGGGGGUCCCAUGUCACCCGUCUGAAUUUUAAAACGUCUUGUGUCAGUGUUUAUAAAUGCUUGUCGCUUAUUGUUGGCUUUGCCGUCACUGGCGUAAUUUGGCCAAGGGAGGUUGUCGAUUUCAUUUUACCUGCUGUUGCUACUUUUUGGUCCAUGUCGCUUGUCGGAAUUACCCCUGGCAGGGUCUCUACAUAGGGCGGUCUUUGGCACUUUUACCUCUCUAGUAAUUUAAUAGCACUUUCGUUGAAGUCAAUAAUUUCACUCACAUUGCCUUUGCAUGCAACAGCUUUAGCCAUUUUUGCUGUGUUUGAAUCUCUUGUUGUGUUGUCACAGUACUUAACCCUUGUCACCUGCUAAAUAAUGCUACAGAAAUAAUUGCGGUUUAGAACCACUCAUGACCUCCUGAUUUACUAUCUUAACUCAUUUUUUAUAUAUAGCCUGUUGGAAGAAAGUUAUAUAGUGGUUCUAAUGAUGGAUCUCUAAGAAUCUGGGAUGCAUCUAAACUAAGGGAUGAAGAAGAUGACAUUUACAGCAAUGGCAAACAGAAUGGUGUUAAAAAGAAGUAGAAGAAUCCUUGAAGAAGAAACAUUUUAUAAUAACCUCUGUGCUAUAUUAUGGUAGGAUGUUAAUGUCAAACUAAGAAAACCAUCAAGACUUGAAAUAUUUUAGGAUGAAAGGCUUUGUCCACAUGAAUCCGGAUACUUAACAUUUUUACAAAAAUUUGGCCUUCUGUGCACACAAAAUCGGUGAAUCCAGACACUGAAACUGCAUUGUUUUAACCCUUUUAAGCCCCAAGAUCCACAUACAAAUUCCCCAUACUGAUCUCCAUACAUUUUUUUAAGAAUAGUUGAGAGAAUUUGGUUUAAGAACUUAGCAUUCUCCCUUCGGUAAUCAAUUUAGUAAUUCUCAUAACCUUUACUCUUGAUGAUCUGCUGAUGUUGUUAGGAGAAAAUAGAUGUUGGUCACUUUUGGGACCUAAAGGGUUAAAACUGCUUUCCAGGGUGGUUUUAGGCCCUGUUAACACAAAUCUGGAUGAAUAAUAUGCGACUACAAAAAUGUCCAUAUUCAGGUGGAUACGGCCUAAAUUUCACUGACCUAUAACAUUAAAGAUCAAGGUCCAUAGACAGUUACUACCAGACCGGAAAUUAAUUUAUAUGUAUUACAGUUUACCUACUUCCCAUCUGAUUGGCUUUUUUCUUGCAACACAAAUUAUUUAUAAUUAGCUUUUAUAACAACAAAGGGUAGCCAGAAGCUAAUUUCUCCUAUUUAAUCAAGGGUACCUGUACAGGUAAUGAGAUUAAAAAUGAUCUGCGAGUGACAGAGGUAUUCAUCGUUAAUCAAAUUCUCUUUAUCAGUACCAGCCACUACCAGGGGAAAUGUAUGAAAACAGCGUGAAAAACAUGCUUGCAGAUAGCAUGGCAUUGUAAGGAUUAAUUGCCUAGUUUCAAAUCAGUUUAACUCAUAAUAAAUGGACUUGACCCAGCCCCCCUCGGUUUAAAAUUAAGCAGUGAGAUAUAAAGUAGGAGGGUAUAAGUGUUUAAAUAGAGCCACUGUACUUAAGAGUUUUGUAAAUAUUUUUAUACACAGAUUAUAGUGUUUCAUCAUGCUAUUAUUCAGCAUAUUGUUGUUACUAAAAUACUAGGUAAGAUGAAAGACAGAUGGCAUAUGGCUUUGUAACCAAUAAUUAUUUCAAAGAAAAGAAGGGAAGCUGUUUAAGAGCAAUAUUUAUUAUUACUAUGUGUAUACUGCAGCUGUAUCCUUUAUGUUUGUCUUACAAUAAUUUGUUUUCUUCAUUUGUAUAAAUGGAGGGAGCAGGUGGGACAUUUGACUUUUCAAAAACCUUACCGUUUGGGCUGAAGGGCUCUUUUUAGUCUGUAUUUACCUAGAAUAGAUUUCCAGGGGUCAAUCAAUUGACCUCAUUAACCCCAGCAAAGAGAUUAGUAUGGGUAAGAACAAUACACUCCUGGUCAAAGGCUCCAAACAAACCUCUUUGACUAGCCCCUACAUAAAAGUACCUUAACUUAACCUUUUGUAAUUAAUAUCUAUGCUUUUUUGGUCCAUAUAUUAUUAUUUUACUUACAAGUACAAGUGUGCCAAUUUGUAAAAUCAAACAUGAUAGAUGUUCAGAAUGUUUUUGUUUGGUUCUUGUACAUAGUAGGGUGGUGUACUAAAAACAAUAUAAUUGCUCUAUGUUAAAGGUUUAAUACACAAGGAAAUAUAAAUAGUAAUAUAAUAUUAUUAGGCCUGCGUUCCAUCUUGGAAGUAGAGAAGUGAGAUCGGAAGGUUUGUGGUGUUAAUUAUGCAGUUUGAGAAACAAGUUGCAACUUUUUUAUGGUAUAAUUAUUUAUACAUUUUAUUACAAUAAUGGCAUAGGUCUAGAGCUAGGGUCUAUGGGAGUGUAGACACUGGCAACAAUAUCCCGGGACUAGUGUUGUUUUGCCAUUGGGCUAGUGAGUUUUAUUCUUAAAUUGCCCAACAGGCAAGUGAAAUUCUUUGAGGAAUUCAAAUUGCAGAAGAACUGUGUAAUCAAUCCUGCUCGUCAAAACGGUUUUGGGGCUACACGAGAUGACUUUUGGGAUAUUAACUGCUGGCUACAGCUUGCCCAAAGGCUACACUGUAAAACUGACUUUCUUUGCACCCUGAAAUACACAGUAGUUAUACUCCAAGAAACAUUUCCAGAGAGCAGGAGUUCAAAAACUUUCAAUGUUAUUGUAAAAAUGGGUACAAAACAACAUAAAGGCUUUACAUGAUGUAAGUUCCACCAUUUGUUAAAUUGAGAUCAUGCCAUGGGUGUGCCUAGAAUGCACAAGCAUUUGUGCAACCUCAACAUUGUGCUUAUACAGACUUGUUUUACCCUUAGAACUUUACUUCAAAAUAAUCAGAAUUCUGACAAAAAAUAGUUUACUUUAGUCAAGUUUAGUUUAGUUGACCAUCUUGUCACAAGCAAAAAAAAGUAGACAUUAAAAAUGAAACAUAGAUGUUUCCUCAAUUGUUUACUCAAAAUGUUUUAUUGGUUUAGAGUUAAUAUAAUAAGAAACAGAAACUUUAUAGUAAUAAUUAGGAAUUAGGAACCAUUCUUGAAUGAAGUAAUAUUAACCUGUGGAAGAUCAAAGUAAUUUGAACAUUCAUAGGGGUCUUAUCAUAAGGUAAUGUACAAUAGUUAGUUUACUUUACAAGUACGUGUAAUUCUCUCAACUCGAAUGCUAAGAAAUGGUUGUU
This is a messenger RNA of Porites evermanni, 10310 nucleotides long. NCBI's taxonomy places the organism in Eukaryota, Metazoa, Cnidaria, Anthozoa, Scleractinia, Poritidae. The record is from the annotation of a GenBank genome assembly.